Sporothrix brasiliensis 5110 is the source of this 1752-nucleotide messenger RNA. RefSeq lists its product as uncharacterized. The transcript is spliced from 6 exons. Gene Ontology annotation, molecular function: transmembrane transporter activity. Gene Ontology annotation, cellular component: fungal-type vacuole membrane. Bases 1 to 1752 code for a protein of 583 amino acids. The record is from RefSeq and is a predicted model, not a curated record. Gene Ontology annotation, biological process: transmembrane transport. Lineage: Eukaryota; Fungi; Ascomycota; Sordariomycetes; Ophiostomatales; Ophiostomataceae.
AUGGUGGUCUCUUCGUCGUCUACGGGCGAGGAUGGCCUGACCAUCAUCAGGCCUCAAGGCGCCUCUGAGCACACAACCACCGACACGGACCAGACAGUUGCCGUCACCGAUCCUCACCUGCCAUGCCCUCUCGGCAACCCGGCACUCCAUCCACUACAUGGCAAGCUGAAUGACCAUGAUUCAGCUCAGGGGGUUCGUCCCCUGCAAAUGGCAGCUUCUGCUUCUGUCCCCUCUACAAGCUACUCAGCUUGGUCUGCUUGGAUGGCUGUGGUCGGAUGUGUCUGUUUGACCAUGCCCACGUAUGGCCUCAUGUCGGCCUUUGGCCUUUUCCAGGUCUACUGGGAAACCCAUCAGCUGGCAGACUACAACGGUGGAAACAGCGAUGCUGCCAUUGCCUGGAUCAGCUCGCUGCUGGGCUUUCUCAACUGCUUUUUCGGCCUGUUCAGCGGCAUCCUCCUGGACCGGGUGUCCUCGUCGUCGUCUUCCACCAGAGGCUUGCUGUUUUUGCUCGCCCCGCAUUGUGUUGUGUACUGGGCUUCCUUCUUGGCUCUCGCGUGGUGCUCGACCUAUGGCCAGUUCAUGGCGUGCAUGGUGGUCGCCGGAAUUGCCUCCGCCCUGCCGUCGGUCGCCGCGUUUACGGUCGUCGACCACAUUUUCGAAACGUCCCCCACCCUCAAGCACAGCGCAGCCGCAACAGGGGUCGUCUCGACAGGUGCUCCGCUCGGCGGCCUUCUUUUCUCGCUCAUGCUGCGGGCGCUGCUGGCCCGGACGGCGCCCAGCGCUUGGCAAGUGUCCAUGUUCUGUCUAUCGUCCGUCAUCGGUGUCAUGGAGCUCAUUGCAUGCGUCCUGGUCGUGUGGGGAAGCCGACGGCCUUCGUCUUCGUCACCACACCAGUCAGCGACCGAGAAAGACGCAAAUGGACCUGAUGGACUCAAAAAGCAGGUGCUCAGACACAAAAGCCCUCUCCAAACACCGCCGAUGGAGAUCAAGAUGACUGUGACAGAAACGACGACCAUUGAACAGGCAGACCGCCUUGAACGGUCUGGCCUGCCUCUCCGACGCAGUUGCUCACCUGUGCAUACGACUCCCUGGUAUGCCAAUGCAGCUCUCUGGGACGCAGACAACGGCUCCUUGAGCCAUUUUACCGACCGAGGCUUUUGGCUCUUUACCAUAUGUGUUUUUGCUAACAUUCACGCCUCGCUUGGCCCAGUAUACGAAUUCGUCCUCUUCACGCAGUGGGGCUCCUUGCCUUACUUUGCCGCAAGAACAGGCCUGGGAGACGUCUUCUACUUCCAAAUGGUCUACAACAUCGGCGCCCUCCCCGGCCGCACCAUUCCCUCCUGGCUGGCCACCCGAUUUGGCCCAUUCAACAUGACGCUUGCCAUGACAGCCCUCACAAUCCUCACCAUCUUUGUGGUUUGGGUUCCCUUUGGUGACCACAGCACAGCCGCCCUGUAUCUGGUGGCGUUUUUCAUGGGCGUAGGAACCGGUUCAUUUGUGCCCUUGGCUGCCACAUGCAUAAGCCGCCUUUGCCAUGGCCGCGGCUUUGGAAAGUGGCUAGGUUCUUGUUAUGCCAUUGUCAGCAUUGCAACCCUCAUCGGCAACCCGGUCAGUCAGGCUCUUAUCGAAAAGACCAGUGCACGAUGCAGUGUCAUCUUCCAGGGCGUCCUGCUGGUUGUGUCGUUUGUCCUCUGUCUGCUCGUCCGCCGGGGCGACAUCCAAAGACUACGGGCGAGACGAUCUCGUCCGUGA